Molecule: messenger RNA, 579 nt
Organism: Monoraphidium neglectum
Lineage: Eukaryota; Viridiplantae; Chlorophyta; Chlorophyceae; Sphaeropleales; Selenastraceae
Product: monooxygenase
Exons: 4
Coding region: 1-579 (192 amino acids)
Biological process (GO): NAD+ metabolic process
Molecular function (GO): NAD(P)H oxidase H2O2-forming activity; FAD binding; kynurenine 3-monooxygenase activity
Source: RefSeq, a predicted model, not a curated record
AUGGAACCUUUGAUUGUCUGGUCCGGGAUCGAGGCUGCUUGGCCGCCUGCAUUUUGGAGAUGGGCUGGCCUCCAGCGCAAGCGCACCAAGUGCUCGCGCUUGGACGCGCCCUCCUGCCUCAUCAUCGGCGACGCCGCACACUCGGUCACGCCAGUGUUUGGGCAGGGCGCCAACUCGGCCCUUGAGUCGUGCCUGGUGCUGGACGGCGUGCUGGCCGCCGCGGACGGCGACCCAGCCGCGGUGCCGGCCGCGUUCACGGCUGCGCGGCUGGAGGAUGCCCACGCGCUGCAGGAGGUGGACCGGCUGGCCUACUCCUUCUUCAGGCGCCGCGGCAUCUUCGACACCGACUUUCUGGCGCUGCUGGCCCACGUGCUGCUGGGCACCAUCCUGUCCAAGGUCGUGCCCUUCCUCUACGGCGCCAAGCCCGCGCUGCUGCAGCUGGGGGCGGGCCUGCCCUACAGCAAGAUCCUCAAGGCCGUGCGGAGGGACGCGACGGCGGCCGCGGUUGGGCUGGCGGCGGUCGGGGUGUGGCUGGGGACCCGCAUCGCCGCGCGGCUGGCCACGGGCGGGGCAGCUUGA